GCAAACUCCGCCUGAGCACGGACUUUUAUUCCGUAAUCGACGGAAUUGACCGAGACGUUACGACUGUAGUUUGAUGAUCAUAUUCGUAAGUGGGUCCCGAACUGAACAGCUGUGAGCAUGUACUGUCUAAUAUUAUUAAUCCUAACCGUGGGUCAAGCACUAGCCAGGUGUCCGAAUGGCUGGACUGCUCAUGGUGAUUCAUGUUAUCAUGUCAGUAGGGACGAAGCGUCGUGGGUAGAGGCGACGCGGAUGUGUGAACUUCACAGUGCCUAUUUGACAAAAGUACAAACGAGCUAUGAAGAGACAUUUCUUUCGUCCAUAGUCCGUUCGCUUCAUCAUGGGCACACGUUCUGGCUCGGCGGGUCAGAUUGGACAACUGAAGGGGAAUGGGUCUGGGAGCCCGAGGGAACCCCCUUCUUGUAUAAAGACUGGGCAAACAAACAGCCGGACAACCACGCCAAUCAGGACCACUGUCUCGCCCUGGAGGGGUCGGUACACUUCCAGUGGACAGACGAGAACUGUCAGGACACGAACAGAUAUAUCUGUGAAAGAAGUGCUUACAGUGACAUCGUAACAACCAUUGCACCCAUUAUUGAGACCGCAGGUGUUUAGAACAGGAAGGACAGGGUAGGACAAGAAUGUAUGUACGAGCAAAUCAACCGUCACGCAAAUGAAUUAUACUUUGAAAAAAUAAAGUUUUCUUGU
Mizuhopecten yessoensis (Yesso scallop) is the source of this 705-nucleotide messenger RNA. Its product is annotated as perlucin-like protein. The transcript has 5 exons. The record is from RefSeq and is a predicted model, not a curated record. Gene Ontology annotation, molecular function: signaling receptor activity. NCBI's taxonomy places the organism in Eukaryota, Metazoa, Mollusca, Bivalvia, Pectinida, Pectinidae. Bases 118 to 612 code for a protein of 164 amino acids.